UGUAAAGGCGAUGAUACUGAUACUGCCAAAUUGACCAUGGGCAUUGGUGAAAAAAUUGACAAAGUUUGGGUCUAUGAGAGUAUUCCUGAUUUAAACCCGGAUUUGUUGGGCGGAACGGAAGCUCAAAGUGUUAACCUUAUUAGUCAGUUAACUCCAAAACCCGAACCGAAACAUUGGCGUAUCCCUAAAGGUAGUGCCAAGUCAUUCAAAUAUCGCAUUUUUGUGCCAACCCUUACAUUAAACGGUAAAAUGCAACUAAAGUGGUCAUACUAUUGGAAAUACGUCCUGUAUGACUAG
This is a messenger RNA of Medioppia subpectinata, 297 nucleotides long. The record is from the annotation of a GenBank genome assembly. Lineage: Eukaryota; Metazoa; Arthropoda; Arachnida; Sarcoptiformes; Oppiidae.